GAAGCCGGUGGAUUUGUUUGGCGCUCUGGCACCUGAGGGAGGGCGCAAAGCAACCCUACUCCUCCCUCCUCAGUUCCUCCUCCGUGAGCAGGGGGCUUUGCCUCUGUGUUUUCCAGCCGUGCCUCCCGGAAGUCAGCUUCCCGAGCGGGGGAUGCUGCCAGCGCCAUGGCAGAAGAUGAGGGCUACCGGAACCCCACCGAGGUGCAAAUGAGCCAGCUGGUGUUGCCCUGCCACACCAACCAGCGUGGUGAGCUGAGCAUUGGGCAGCUGCUCAAGUGGAUCGACACCACCGCCUGCCUGUCUGCGGAGAGACAUGCCGGCUGCCCCUGCGUCACUGCCUCCAUGGAUGACAUCUAUUUUGAGCACACCAUCAGUGCUGGACAAGUGGUGAAUAUCAAGGCCAAGGUGAACCGGGCCUUCAACUCCAGCAUGGAGGUGGGUAUCCAGGUGACCUCUGAGGACAUGUGCUCUGAGAAGCAGUGGACCGUGUGCAAGGCCUUGGCCACCUUUGUGGCCCACAGGGAGCUCUCCAAGGUGAAGCUGAAGCAGAUCACACCACGGACCGAGGAGGAAAAGACGGAGCAUAGCGUGGCGGCAGAGCGCCGGCGCAUGCGCCUACUCUAUGCUGACACCAUCAAGGACCUCCUGGCCAACUGUGCUAUUCAGGACGAUCCUGAGAGCAGAGACUGCGGCCGCAUGGUGCCGGCCGAGAACACACGUGUGGAGAGCGUGGAGCUGGUCCUGCCUCCCCAUGCCAAUCACCAGGGCAACACCUUUGGUGGCCAGAUCAUGGCCUGGAUGGAGAACGUGGCCACCAUCGCAGCCAGCCGGCUGUGCCGCACCCAUCCUACACUGAAGGCCAUCGAGAUGUUUCAUUUCCGAGGCCCGUCCCAGGUGGGCGACCGCUUGGUGCUCAAGGCCAUUGUGAACAAUGCCUUUAAACACAGCAUGGAGGUGGGCGUGUGUGUCGAGGCUUAUCGCCAGGAGGCCGAGGCCCACCGGCGCCACAUCAACAGUGCCUUCAUGACUUUUGUUGUCCUGGACGCCGAUGACCAGCCCCAGCUGCUGCCCUGGAUCAGGCCUCAGCCUGGGGAUGGUGAGCGACGGUACCGAGAGGCCAGUGCCAGGAAGAAGAUUCGCCUGGACCGGAAGUACAUCGUGUCCUGUAAGCAGACAGAGGUACCCCUCUCUGUCCCCUGGGACCCAAGCAACCAGGUGUACCUGAGCUAUAACAAUGUCUCCUCCCUGAAGAUGCUUGUGGCCAAGGACAAUUGGGUGCUGUCCUCAGAGAGCAGCCAGGUCCGCCUCUAUACCCUGGAGGAUGACAAAUUCCUCUCCUUCCACAUGGAGAUGAUGGUGCAGGUGGACGCAGCCCAGGCCUUCCUGCUGCUCUCAGACCUGCGCCGGAGGCCCGAGUGGGACAGGCACUACCGGAGUGUGGAGGUUGUGCAGCAGGUGGACGACGAUGAUGCCAUCUGUCAUGUAAUCAGUCCCCCACUUGGUGGAGACCCCAAACCCCAGGACUUUGUGAUCUUGGCCUCACGCCGCAAGCCAUGUGACAAUGGGGACCCCUACAUCAUUGCCUUGAGGUCGGUCACACUGCCCACACAUCCUGAGACCCCGGAGUACCGGCGUGGGGAGACCCUCUGCUCUGGCUUCUGCCUCUGGCAUGAGGGGGACCAGUUGACCAAGGUGUCCUACUACAACCAGGCCACCCCUGGCGUUCUCAACUAUGUGACCACCAACGUGACGGGCCUCUCAUCUGAGUUCUCUGCCACCUUCAAGGCCUGUGAACAGUUCCUCGUCAACAACCGCAGCGACCUGGCCCCCAGCCUCCAGACUCUCUAAGGCCCUGCCAUGUUCCCAGGGACUUAGGCACAGUGUGUGGAGGGAGGCAGAGGCUUUUAUUCCUUCCUGUCUCCCCCCCAGGGUGACAGCCUUGACCCGGGGGUCCACUAGUCCAGUACUCCGGCCAGUCAAUCAGUGUCUGCCCACAUCCUAGGCCAGCAAGUCCUUGCGAUACUCCUGGGGCAGUCUGUAGUAGACACGGGUCCUGUCGACGCUUCUGGCUGCCAGCAGCCCCGCAUGCACUGCUGCAUCCUCGCCGUCCGAGGGGCUAUGGUACACUGUGACCGUGGCCCUUGGAGAAGCUGCCAGCAGCCUGGCUACAACUCCGGCCGCACUCUGGCCCAGGGGCCUGGCCUGUAGUUGGAAUGACACUGGCUGCCUGAGCCCCUGGUAUAGCUCCAGCAUGUCUGUGAGCAGUUGCUCCCCAUAGCCACUGCCAAGCACUUCCUCUGGCCAGCUCGGGGCCACAGUCACGUGGGGAAAGACCUCAGCCACAGCUGUGAGCAGCUCUUGGCCGGCCAUAUAGCCGGGGACUGUAAAGCUACCAUGGGAGAUGAUGGCCCCAACCCACACAGGCCAAGGCAGGUGGUCCAGGCUGGAGAGGCGUGCCAGGAUGGCCAGGGAUGGCCGGAGGGCUCUGGGCUCUGCAAUGUGCACAUGGAUGCCCCAGCGUCUGGGGAGCAUGGCCAGCUGCAUCAGGCACGACUCAAGAGGGAUGGCAGCAUUGCCUGCAGCAUGUACGGUGGGCAUGGGAUCUUCAGCUGUAGUUUCCUCAAGGCUGACAUUCAAUAGGAUCAUGCCUUCUCCAUCUGCAAGAACCAACAUGCCUUAAGUUCAGGCUACUGUAGGGACCACA
Molecule: messenger RNA, 2704 nt
Organism: Ochotona princeps (American pika)
Lineage: Eukaryota; Metazoa; Chordata; Mammalia; Lagomorpha; Ochotonidae
Gene: ACOT11
Product: acyl-CoA thioesterase 11
Exons: 16
Coding region: 166-1848 (560 amino acids)
Cellular component (GO): extracellular exosome
Molecular function (GO): lipid binding; thiolester hydrolase activity
Source: RefSeq, a predicted model, not a curated record